Messenger RNA from Eruca vesicaria subsp. sativa (arugula), 1212 nucleotides. NCBI's taxonomy places the organism in Eukaryota, Viridiplantae, Streptophyta, Magnoliopsida, Brassicales, Brassicaceae. The record is from the annotation of a GenBank genome assembly.
AUGGAAGGCGGUUACGAGCAAGGCGGUGGAGCUUCUAGAUACUUUCAUAACCUCUUCAGACCGGAGAUUCAUCACCACCAACAACAGCUUCAACCGCAAGGCGGAAUAAAUCUUUUUGACCAGCACCAUCAUCAGCAACAACAACAGCAACAGCACCAGCAAGAGCAGCAACGGUCGGAUGAUUCAAGAGAAUCUGAUCACUCAAACAAAGAUCAUCACCAAACGGGUCGACCCGAUUCAGAUCCAGCUACAUCAAGCUCAGCACCUGGAAAACGUCCACGUGGACGUCCACCAGGAUCUAAGAACAAACCAAAGGCACCGAUCAUAGUGACGCGUGAUAGCCCCAACACGCUUAGAUCUCACGUCCUCGAAGUAUCUCCUGGAGCUGACAUAGUUGAGAGUGUUUCCACUUACGCUAGGCGGAGAGGGAGAGGUGUCUCCGUUUUAGGAGGAAACGGCACCGUUUCUAACGUCACUCUCCGUCAGCCAGUCACUCCCGGAAACGGAGGUGGUGUUGGAGCUGGAGCUGGAGGAGUUGUGACUUUACAUGGAAGGUUUGAGAUUCUUUCCCUAACGGGAACCGUUUUGCCACCACCUGCACCGCCUGGUGCUGGUGGUUUGUCGAUAUUUCUAGCCGGAGGGCAAGGUCAGGUGGUUGGAGGAAGCGUCGUGGCUCCGCUUGUUGCAUCAGCUCCGGUUAUACUAAUGGCUGCUUCAUUCUCAAAUGCGGUUUUCGAGAGAUUGCCUAUUGAAGAGGAGGAAGAAGAAGGCGGUGGUGGUGGUGGAGGAGGAGGAGGAGGACCACCGCAGAUGCAGCAAGCUCCAUCAGCUUCUCCACCGUCAGGAGUGACCGGUCAGGGACAGUUAGGAGGUAAUGUGGGUGGUUAUGGUUUCUCCGGUGAUCCUCAUUUGCUUGGAUGGGGAACUGGUACACCUUCAAGACCACCUUUUAAUUGAAUUUACAUAUAUUUAUCAAUGGAUAAUUUUAUGUGUGUUUUUAUCAUUUGUGGAGUCGGCUUUCGUAUGGAAUCUUUGGUAUUUACUUUGUAGUUAAUAUGCAUAUUUGAGCGUUCGUGAUUUCUCUUAUACUUGGAGCGUUAGAGGAAUGCAUAUUCGUCUCUCGUCUUGUUACUUAAAAAAAACUCUCCAUAGACUCCAUAUAUGUCUUUCUUUUAUCCAUUGCUAGGGUUCCGUGAUGUACGGUAUAACUAU